UUCAAUGACGGCCUAGGAACAGUGGGUUAACUGCCUGUUCAGGGGCAGAACGACACAUUUGUACAUUGUCAGCUCGGGGAUUUGAACUUGCAACCUUUCGAUUACUAGUCCAACGCUGUGACCACUAGGCUACCCUGCCGCCUACAAGGACCCUUUGAGAGACUAUUUUACCUACUCUACUCUAUUAGGAGUGGGUGAGAAGGACAGUGGCAGAUUUUCUCCAGGUAUUUUCUCUGUCUCUGUGUCAGGAUGGCUGGCUGUACCUGCCGCUGCAGACAGGGGGUGCUCAAGUUCAUCCAGUCUUUACGCAGACUCGUUUUUGGGACCCUCACAAAAGACAAGAUUGACGAUGAGUUGGAGAUGACCAUGGUGUGUCACAGGCCUGAGGGUCUGGAGCAGUUGGAGGCCCAGACCAACUUCACCAAGAGAGAGCUACAGAUCCUCUACCGCGGCUUCAAGAAUGAGUGUCCGAGUGGAGUGGUGAAUGAAGAAACAUUUAAACACAUCUACGCCCAGUUCUUCCCCCAUGGAGAUGCCAGCACAUACGCUCAUUAUCUCUUCAAUGCAUUUGACACAACAAACAAUGGGUCCAUUAAGUUUGAGGAGUUUGUAAUGGGACUGUCUACACUGCUGCGGGGCACUAUGAGAGAGAAGCUAGAGUGGACUUUUCAUCUUUACGACAUCAACAACGAUGGAUACAUUAACAGAGAGGAGAUGACUGAGAUUGUGAGGGCCAUUUACGACAUGAUGGGGAAAUAUACCUACCCUGCACUCAAGGGAGAUGUCCCUAAACAGCAUGUGGAUGCUUUUUUCCAGAAAAUGGAUAAAAACAGAGCUGGGGUAGUGACUUUAGAGGAGUUCAUUGUCGCAUGCCAGGAGGAUGAAAUGAUGAUGAGAUCCAUGCAGCUCUUCGAAAAUGUGAUGUAAAAAAGGAGCCGAUGGAAGGAAGGAGAGAAUUAGAUAAUGAGCGAGAUUGUGUGUGUGUUUCAGUGCAUUCGUGUGAGUUCAUGUGCGCGUGCGUGUGUCCACACGUUUGUUUAUCCGCGCGUGUCUGUCAGAGCGGAUGAAUGUGGAUGUAUAUCUAUCUCUCUCAUCCUCUCAUCUAACAUGUCAGCAUUCAUGUGUUUGCCAAAUAAUGUCUCUGCCUGGCUACCUGCCUGGGUAUGGAUCAGAUGAAGCCAGAACCGCUGAGAGAACCCUGGACUUGCUAGUCAUAUUACUGAGCCUGGGAAUAUGCAAACAAAUUACCUGGAAAAUGCUUUCUGCCUUUUUAUGUGACAUAAAGGUUUGUAAAUCAGAUGAUCAUACAAUAUAGACUGCAGUGUGAUACAGCUGGGAAAACUCAAACCCAUAGGCUGCUCCCCGAUUAGGCCUAUGUGGAAACUCCUGAAAGACUCCUGACCCCUACCUUUCAUAAACUGAAACUACGCCGGGAUACUUUGGGUUCUUUUGACUCCGCUCUUUUUGCCAAAAUAGAUGCAUGCUUGAGCCAGAGGGAUUCCUCCCUCCCUACCGUCUAUGCGCCCUACCAACCAUUUGUUUGUCCAGGACUUGGACCUUUAAACUCAUUCAUUCAGUGAUUGAUUUAUCGAUAGCUAUGAUCUACAUAUCUGCUUAUUUAUUAAUGUGUUUAUGCUCGAAAAAUAUGAGGUUGUCCUAAUGUAUUAUUUGUUUGUUUUAAUUGUUGUUUCUGUUUCACUGUUGUCGUGGUGACCUCUGUACCUCUGUUGGCUUGGCUGUCGCACUCCUGUCUAUCCUUGUAAUUGUGUCUGUCCCUGACUGAUGCCUGUUCUACUGUAUGCUUAUAAAUACACUUAAUAGACUUGG
Molecule: messenger RNA, 1827 nt
Organism: Oncorhynchus masou masou (cherry salmon)
Lineage: Eukaryota; Metazoa; Chordata; Actinopteri; Salmoniformes; Salmonidae
Product: Kv channel-interacting protein 1-like
Exons: 8
Coding region: 250-927 (225 amino acids)
Biological process (GO): regulation of potassium ion transmembrane transport
Cellular component (GO): voltage-gated potassium channel complex
Molecular function (GO): transmembrane transporter binding; potassium channel regulator activity; calcium ion binding
Source: RefSeq, a predicted model, not a curated record